AUGAUGCCGUUGUUUCGACCACCCCCUAGGCAGAGCCAACCCUUCGUCAGAACGAUCUCGACAGAACGCCAUCCCACUAGUCACAGGCUCAAAUCUCAGCCCCCCCCGCAGGUCCCAGUAACAUGGAGGCCCUACAACGUUGCCCUGGUAGGCCUGGGAUACCGGGGUUACAGAAGCCAUUUCCUCAGCCUCCUGGGUAACCCGCGCAUUUCAAUUACUGGCGUUUGUGAUAUCAACCGCGCGGCACUGGAGGCUUUCUCUACCAAACAUCAAGGCAUUCCUACCUACCACUCCCUACCACAGCUCCUGCAGAGCCACAAUCUGGACUUCGCCAUUGUAUCGAUACCACAUGGCGCCUACAUGGAAUGCAUCACUGCCAUAGCAGCAAAGGGUGUCUCCAUCCUAAAAGAGAAGCCUAUUGUGGAGUCGGUGGCAGAGUAUGAGUGGAUGAGCAAUCUGCCAGUAAAGAUUGGAGUCACCCUUCAAAAGCGUUUCGAGCCACUCUUGUUGCAAUUCAGGAGUCUACUACCACUUGUCGGGGACGUUGCCGCAGUCGAGGCACAUCUCACCUUGAAUAUCGUGAAUCUGGAAGAAACGUGGCGUGCAAGCUCCGGGGUCGGAGUCACGGAAGACCUUGGAUGCCACAUGCUCGACCUCCUUGUGUGGCUAUUCGGACCCCCAACCUCAGUGAUGGCGCACCAGGUCUUCUCCGUGCGACCUUCCCAAAGAUACGGUGGGGACGAUGUCUCCGAUAUUAUGAUGAACUGGGGGCACAAGAACUGUAUAGGGCAUGUACGCUUAUCACGGGUCGCCCAUACGCCUGCUCAAUUUAUCAGCGUAACCGGGACCAACGGUACCCUUAGUCUUGAUGGACACCAGGUCACGCACCAUGAUACCCAAGGUCGCCAGACACUGAACGUCGAGCAUCAACCGACCGAGAAGCAGGUAAUUAGGUCCAUGGUUCAAGAAUUUGGUGACUGGGUUACUGGCCGUCGACCUAAUUUUUCGGCCUCCCUGGCAAAUGUACAGCAUACGGUUUCCGUUGUCGACGCUAUCAAAAAUUCUCUUACAAGUCACCAAAUCCAACAUCCACUUUUAUUAUCGUCGACUAGGGUUUUGGGUGCUGCCAGCAACCGGCUCAUGCCAAAUGCAUCCACAAACCGAGUAUCAGCCGCCACUUUCUCCACCUCGUCUUUUCUCAAGAACAGGAACAGAGCCUUCGGCCUCAAUACAGGAGCCUCAAUUCCCGCCGUUGGCCUAGGCACUCGCAGAGCCGAGCGACCCGGACAGGUUUACGAGGCUGUAUGUGCGGCAUUAGGAGCCGGGUAUCGCCAUAUUGAUAUGGCACAGUCUUCAGGGAACGAGCGUGAGAUUGGACAAGCUAUCAGGGACUCUGGGGUUUCGCGAAACCGGAUUUGGAUCACUACCAAGCUGGAUAAUAGAUGGCAUACUCGCGUUGAUGAAGCACUGGAACUGUCUCUCAGUGCUUUAGGCAUGGAUUAUGUUGACCUCUAUCUCAUGCAUUGGCCCGUAUCCACGAACCCCAAUGAUCCUGCUACUCGGCUGACCAAUUGGGAUUUUGUCAACACAUGGGAGGAAAUGCAAAAGUUGCAGCCGCACAAAGUACCGAAUAUCGGGGUUUCGAACUUUGGUAUCACCGAUCUCCAGCGACUUCUGAGCAACCCGUCUUGCAAAGUGGUCCCCGCAGUCAAUCAAAUCGAGCUCCACCCUUACUGGCCGUCUCGAAGGCUUCUCACGUACUGCAACAACCUUGGUAUCCACUGCACCGCGUAUUCCUGUCUGGGGUCCACUGACUCCCUGCUAUUCAGAGACCCAACAGUGCUUGAGAUUUCCCAGAAAAAGCAGAAGUCACCCUCACAGAUUUUGUACGCAUGCUCCCUCUCCAGUUUACCAUCCCUUCUCAUCUCCAUUUACUCCGUACUCUAA
Molecule: messenger RNA, 1947 nt
Organism: Arthroderma uncinatum
Lineage: Eukaryota; Fungi; Ascomycota; Eurotiomycetes; Onygenales; Arthrodermataceae
Product: putative reductase 1
Exons: 5
Coding region: 1-1947 (648 amino acids)
Cellular component (GO): cytosol
Molecular function (GO): nucleotide binding; aldose reductase (NADPH) activity
Source: RefSeq, a predicted model, not a curated record